ACCGUCUUGACUACUUAAAGCAGUAGAUGCUCAGAAGUCUAUUCUCGCCACCUAUCUAUACUUGCGAUUCACCAUGCAAGCGCAGACGACGACGCAAGGUCGAAUGCCUCACACUGGCGGUCUGCAAGACAGACGUGGACGACCUCUCCGACAAGUCACCCUCGAUCUCACUCCUCGUAUCGUCGGCACGGACAAAGUCGGUGGUCCAUUGACUCCACUACGUCGUAGUAGUCCUACUAGUCCUCUCGCCUUCGAUGGAACUCGUAUUCCUAGUGUUCCUUCUCCAUCCGCCUCGCCCCCAGAUACUCCACACCUCUCUGCACUGGAGCGAUUGGAUCGGUUACUGACAACCAUCGACUCUGUCCUCCGAGCGUAUUCUAUCGAUAGGAAUCACUCUCCUAUACAUAUGAGGUCUUUACAUAACUUUCUUCAUCGUGCUUCAGACUUGUAUCCCCACGAGGGACAGAACAGUUGGGAUGGCCCGGAUGAAGAUGAGGUGAAUCGAUUGGAGAAGGAAUGGUGGGGCAGUUGUGUGGUAGCUGCAUGGUAUGGUCCUCGACCGGGAUACGGUCCCAUGAAGAUGCUUGCUAAUGGGGGAAAUGAUAAUGGGGUCAGAAGACGAAGGAGGAGUAAGGAGUUGAGUUUGAAGAGAGAUUCGAGUUAUGUUGGUUUAG
This is a messenger RNA of Tremella mesenterica DSM 1558, 674 nucleotides long. RefSeq lists its product as uncharacterized. The annotation marks the transcript as partial. Lineage: Eukaryota; Fungi; Basidiomycota; Tremellomycetes; Tremellales; Tremellaceae. The record is from RefSeq and is a predicted model, not a curated record. The transcript is spliced from 2 exons.